Messenger RNA from Angiostrongylus costaricensis, 1329 nucleotides. The record is from the annotation of a GenBank genome assembly. Lineage: Eukaryota; Metazoa; Nematoda; Chromadorea; Rhabditida; Metastrongylidae.
AUGCGAUGUAACAUUGUCCAAGUGAAAGUAGUUUCUUUGGUACUUAGUGGCAAGCAUGACAAAGUAAGUCUCUGUACCUCUUCAAAGUACAAACCAUGGAGAAGAAAUUCGUCUAUCUAUUGUCCUCAUUUGGAUGUGCGUAUUCUGCUGGGACAAAAAAUUCCGCGUUUUGGUCGUCUUAUAGGAGAGGAGAGCCCACAAGAGAUGUCUGUUAUUCCUCCAAAAUACAAGAAAGUUGUCUUGGGCGGCACAUUUGAUAGAUUACAUGGCGGUCAUAAGGUUCUUCUGUCAAAGGCUGCUUUAUUAGCCAGCGAAUGCGUCGUUUGUGGAGUAACAGAUAAAUCAAUGAUUGAGAAAAAAUCCUUGUGGGAGCUAAUAGAGCCAGUAUCUACGAGAAUACAAGCCGUAGAAGACUUUGUCGCCGACGUUUCGGAUCAUGUUGUUUGUCUCGCUGAGCCGAUUGUCGAUCCGUUUGGUCCUUCCACUCGCAUUCCUGAUCUGGAAGCAAUCGUUGUUAGUCAGGAGACGAUCAGAGGAGGAGAAGCGGUGAAUAGAGUGCGUAAGGAGAAGAAUAUGUCACAUCUGGAAAUGGUCGUUAUUGAUCUGAUUGAAGGUAGUGACGAGAUACUAAAGGAAACCAAAAUUAGUUCAUCUACUCGUAGGAGACAAGAGCUUGGGAAGCUUUUAAAGCCACCUAAUCCACACCCGGAAAGACCAAGACGACCAUACAUCAUCGGUUUAUGUGGAGGAAUUGCUAGUGGAAAAAGCACGAUUGCCAAGACACUGGAACGUCAACCCGGUUUCAAGGUAAUCGACUGCGACAAAUUAGCACAUAGCUGCUACGAGCCAGGAAGUAAACUAAUAAAAGAAUUAGGUAAUCACUUCGAAGGUGUUGUGAAGAAUGGCUGUGUUGAUAGGAAAACCCUUGGCACUGUUGUUUUUGGUGAUGAAGCAAAACUAAAAUUGUUAUGCAAGUUAGUGUGGCCUGUUUUGAUGGAAAAAAUCAAAGGCAUUAUCGCGACUUCGAGUAGUGAUAUCGUAGUCAUAGAGGCGGCUGCCAUUGUGGAGGCCGGAUGGCAUACCUACAUGAAUGAACUGUGGACUGUAUUUGUUCCCCAAGAAGAAAUGAUAAGACGAGUAAUGGAAAGGGAUGGACUAACGAAGGAACAGGCUGAAGAUCGUAUAAAGAGCCAACUCACGAACAAAGAGCGAAUAGCACAUAGUCAUGUUGUUUUCUGUUCACUAUGGGCUUACGAAGAAACUCGUUCUCAGGUAGAAAGAGCACUCAAUGAACUAAAGGCUCGUACGAAUUUCCACAGCACAGUUUGA